Messenger RNA from Pochonia chlamydosporia 170, 1449 nucleotides. RefSeq lists its product as hypothetical. NCBI's taxonomy places the organism in Eukaryota, Fungi, Ascomycota, Sordariomycetes, Hypocreales, Clavicipitaceae. The transcript has a single exon. Bases 1 to 1449 code for a protein of 482 amino acids. The record is from RefSeq and is a predicted model, not a curated record.
AUGGUCGAACCGCCAACUGCUUGUCAUCGACCUGCAUCUCGCGACACGGCGCCAUCGAUCACAGCUCUGUCGCCUAUACCAGACGAGACGCCGCCUACCACCCAGCUUCCUGAGUCAGCCAACAUGCCACAAAUACAAACAUCCCCAGUUUCCUCGGCUUCAUCUCAAAGCAGUCAACGCAAGAGGUUUCGCGCUCCACGACCCCGUAGGGACUCUAUUUACGACAUACUGCACCAGCAUGCUAAAGUUAGCCUAUUCGUGCGCCCGAUAUGCUGGACAGAUACGCAUUCAAAACUCCUCGGCGCGCACUUUGACGAAUUACCAGCAUGCGAUACGCCACUCCCUGAGAACAUUCCUGGCUCACCACCAUCGAGGGGCCAUCUACGCCCUUCUAAAUCCAUCGUAACGUUGAGCAACGCGUUGACUCAGAUCUUGGUUCCUGAUGGAGUAACCACAGUCCUCGACUCGAAUGCAGUCAAGGCCGUCCUAUCAAUACUCUGGCCCACGCCUUUCCGACGCUCCUACUCCCAGCUUCUUCCAGAGCUAAAUAUCUUCUUCGACAACCGUGUUUACCGCGAUGCUGUUCGCACACAAGUCAUGUGGAGCUACCCAGGCGACAGCGUCCGAUCCUCGCAGAACUCAUUCCAGUCAAUAUCUACUCGGCCUGCAGAAUCUUAUGGCCUCGGUUCAAGCUCACCAUCGACACCACACAACCCGGCUGGCCUGCCCAUGCUGUGCUACAUCGGGAAGAACCACCUGGCGAAUAUGCGCAAAAGCAUAUUUCGUAUUGCGUUAGGACCAGGACGAAGCUGGAAUGGACCGGUUUAUCGGCUUCAGCAACUCCGAUCUAAGGCCCUAAUUCCUGCCAAUCCGGACCAUGACGCCCAUUUUGUAGCCAUCUUCUUGGCCAUGGCACAGCGACACUUCUACGGCGCGCCUGCUCCCUCGUCUCGUAGGGAUUCACAGUGGUCUCCUACAAGAGGGAAAUCGUGUCGUCCGGCCUUUGAGGAUAUUGUGUUGAGAAUUUUGACGCAUGACGCCGAUACGUCGGAGUUCAUUGUUUACACUGGGCACGUAACUGCAAAGUUUCUGGACAGGUUUCAUGACCCGUUCAGAGUUCCCACGUCAGAAGAGAGCCAAGAUACUGCACCAGGCGUCAAAAUCGAGUACACGAGAGUACCUAUCUGGCCAAUCCUGGGACUGAAAGAGCGACUCGGCAAAGCCCUUGGCGAGGAUAUCGUCGGACCGUUUGAUCCCUCUGAAAUGGAGACAUGGGAAACCGAUACGGAAGAGCCUCAAGCGAAAGAUAACAAACGCAAGCGCGAAGCCCUCUCCGAAGUUUUCAAUGGAAGCUUUGACGAGGACACCGACAACGAUGAGCAAGAGUCACCCUUAAAAUCCAAGAAGCAAAGGCUAGAAGAAGGCCCUCCAAUAGGUGUCGGAGCUUAG